CAGACGAUUAGUAUUUCAAGUCUAGUUCGAUUCAGGCAAUCGAGGUGAUCACAAGUGUAGCGGAAAGAACGAGAAUGAAGUACUCUAAUCUUCUGGCAAUCUGUGCCAGUUUGCUGCUCCUAAAACUGGAGACAGCAGCAACAACAGCCGCAGUUGGGGAACCCAGUCAGGAGCUUAUAUAUGCGGCCCAGACUAUAGGAUUAGAUGAAGUUGGCUUGCGUGAAUUGUGGCGCACCAGGCAGCCGCUGGUUGUUAGAAAACAAAGUGACGCCGGUCAGCUGACUACGGAGACCUUUGAACUGAGCCCGGAUGGCCGAUCGAUUGCAAGGAAGCGGCUUAUAGAGGGAUCAUUGCCUGCCAGGCUGGAGGACAAUUCCAGCUCUAAGCCCCAAGAAGACUGGGAGUAUGUGCCAAAUUCCGUCAGCCAGCGUCGUCCCAUAGGAGAAUCUAAUUUCGGAAUAGGUAAUUUCGAUACCAAUAUAUUUGGCACGGGUUUUUCCAGGCCCUCGCUCUUUCCCAACUGGGAGGUGCCAACCGGAGUGACGCCGGAAGUGAAAACCAAGACGGAAGUGGACAAUUUGGGACGAAAGGUGACCACCACAACAAGAACUUAUAGCGGCCGAGUUGUGCCGGGAAGUAAUGUGUUCGAGCAGCUGUUUCCCGAUAUAUCGAGGGAACCAGGUCCAAUAAACCCCGACUUUGCCCAAAAUCCACCCUUGGGAGCAAUUCCAGCAUCCCGUCCUGGUCCAUUUGACUCCAGUUCUGGACCAACACUCCGCCCAAGUCAGAGGAUACCUUACUAUGUUCCCGUAGUAGACCCGCCCACCACAAAGCGAACUCUAGUUCCACUUCCCACUCUGCCUCCUCCAGAAGACGACGGUACGGACAAAGUGAUAGAUAAUUUUUUGGCCAAGCUUGAUAUAAAACCGUCGGACAUUGAAAAUGCAAAUGGCGAAUUGGUCAAGACAAUUGUGGAUAAAAAUGGUCGAGUUUUGACUGUCAGAUUUGUACUGAGCACAGUAAAAGGUCCUGAAGAAGAGCCCAAGCAGCAACCCACCAAGUAAACCCAGCACUUAAGAGUUCAAUUAAAAUUUCUGAAGUAAAUAAUAGAAUAUUUUGUAAACACUGAUUGAAAAACCAAAACGCACUUCAAUAAAAAGCUUAUCAGCUGGGGCUAAACCCAGCCAUUAAAA
This is a messenger RNA of Drosophila suzukii, 1193 nucleotides long. RefSeq lists its product as uncharacterized. Lineage: Eukaryota; Metazoa; Arthropoda; Insecta; Diptera; Drosophilidae. The record is from RefSeq and is a predicted model, not a curated record.